Musa acuminata subsp. malaccensis (wild Malaysian banana) is the source of this 3140-nucleotide messenger RNA. RefSeq names its product dual specificity protein kinase YAK1 homolog. Gene Ontology annotation, cellular component: cytoplasm. NCBI's taxonomy places the organism in Eukaryota, Viridiplantae, Streptophyta, Magnoliopsida, Zingiberales, Musaceae. Gene Ontology annotation, molecular function: ATP binding; protein serine/threonine kinase activity; protein tyrosine kinase activity. The record is from RefSeq and is a predicted model, not a curated record. Gene Ontology annotation, biological process: peptidyl-threonine phosphorylation; peptidyl-serine phosphorylation.
CGAAUCUACGCCAGUGAACGGACGAGAUUGGUCUCCAGAUUCCACACGUACGAUGGGUUUGUUGUACGCAUAGGAUAUCACAUGCGGACGCACAGCAGCAGACGAUAUAUAUAUAGAGGAGCGGGAGGACCCGUCGAGACCGAGGCGGAGAAGAGGAAGGGAAAAGAAAGAAUAGAGGAAGGCGAAGACCCCUCCGUAAACCCUACCUCUUCUCGAUUCCUACCAUCUUCGGUCGACCUCCGGCUACCCGCUCGACGGCGGAUUGGAUCCAAUUGCGUCGCCGGAUGUCGCGGGAGGUUUUGUAGAAUGGGACUGGAGUCGUCCGGCGGGUCUCCUCGGCUGGAGAAUCGGGCGAUCGGCUCCUUUCGCUCUCUGCUUCGACCGAUCGGACGUUAGCGACGCGAUACACAUCGCUGGUGGAGUUAUGGAUGGGGGAGGGAUUGGAAAGAACAAGCCGCAAGCGUUCCGUCCUUAUGAAUCGUCGCAAUCUUCCUCCGGACCCUGUCUGGUUUUCGGCGAAUCUUGCGCGACUGCGAAACGAUCUCUAGUUGAAAAGCUAACCAAAGGCAUAGUUGAAACAUACUGCAAAUGCAACCCUGGUUUCAAGUACUCUAAUGCAUCGAACUGGAAGCGCUUCCUUACAAAUCCUUCUACUGGAGUAAAAAAUGAUGGCUAUGACAAUGCAUAUUCAGAUCUUAUUUUGUAUGUAAAUCUUGUAUUGUGUUCAGGCUCGAAACAGAGGUACAUUGUUAAAGACAUACUUGGCCAAGGUACAUUUGCUCAGGUUGCUAAAUGUUGGGACAUGGAGACCAACAAUUAUGUUGCCAUUAAGAUUAUCAAAAAUCAGCCUCAGUAUUAUCGACAUGGAGUAUUUGAAGUCCAUAUUCUGUCAAUGCUCAAUCAAAAGCUUGAUCCUGAUGAUGAGCAUCACAUUGUGCGCAUGCUUGACUAUUUUUUAUUUCAAAAUCAUCUUUGCAUUUCAUUUGAAAUGCUUGGGUCAAAUCUGUAUGAGCUAAUAAAAGAAAAAAAGCAUAAUGGAUUUACAUUGGAUGUCAUACAAGACUUGUGUAAGCAGAUCUUGGAUGCAUUAAUCAUCACAAGAUAUGCUGGUAUUAUCCAUUGUGAUUUGAAGCCAGAGAAUAUCCUUAUAUGUACAAGUGAGAAACCACCAAAAAUUAAAGUAAUUGAUUUUGGGUCGGCUUGCUUCAUGAGUAAGACAAUAUACACAUACAUUCAGAGUCGUUAUUACAGGUCUCCAGAAGUUCUCCUUGGCUACCCAUAUACAAUUGCCAUUGAUAUGUGGUCACUUGGGUGCAUUGUUGCUGAGUUGUACUUGGGUUUCCCUUUGUUUCCUGGGGAGUCACAAUUUGAUGUUCUAAAGAGGAUGACUGAAAUACUUGGUGAUCAGCCUCCUGAUAAUCUCCUUAGGAAUGCAACCAAGACAAAUAAUUUCUUUAAACAUGUUGGUAGCAUAAACCAGUUGGUGGAUGACCAGUCUGUCAAGAUAAACAGCAGCGCUUACCAAAUUCUAAAUGAAGAGGAAUUUGAAAUUAGGGGAUUAAAAAGGCCAAAGAUAGGAAAAAAAUAUUUCAGUUUUGUGAAACUUGAAGAUAUCGUUGCAGAAAAAGCUUACAGGAAAAACUUGCCAGAUGAACAAUUUGACAAAGAAAGUGCAAUGUGCUUGGCAUUGAUUGAUUUCUUAAGGGGCCUUCUUGAGUUUGAUCCUGCCAAACGAUGGUCACCUUUGCAGGCUUCACACCAUCCAUUUGUUACUAGAGAACCCUUUUUGUUCCUUUACAAACCUCUUCCAGAGACUCCACUCACUCCAGUUUCUCAUGCUCUUCAAGUGGAACAUGAUCCGAGGCAAGGACACCAGCUAGCAGCUGGUCUCUCUCCAGAGGUUGCAAGUAUGAACAAAUAUCUUCCACAGAAUAGCUCUAAGGUUUUACUGGCGCCUUCAUCCUAUGAAAGUAGUUAUGGCAGCUCAGAAAGCCAUGGAAGCUAUAAUUAUAGUGCUAGUCUUGGAAGUGGUUGCAGAAGUUAUUCAUUAAAAAAUAGCAUGUUGGAUUACUCACCAGUCCAUUCUUCCCUUUUCCAAAGUGCUAAAACAGGGGGAUCUGUCCUUGGUGUUAGUGCGGAUGCUAGACAUGUUCCAUUCUGUCAUGGGAAUGGUUUUGGUGUAACUCCUAGUUACAAUUUCUGGCCAACGUCCCUAGGAGCCAGCCCCUCUCAAUUUACUUAUCCAAGCUUGAAAGUCCAAGAAUCAAAAAUGUUUCAAGGAGAGUAUGCUUGCCAUUCCCCAGCAGAAGGCAGCUUUCAUGAUUUUCCAUGGGGCAAAGCUUCUAAAUUUGUUAGAGAAGGCAAACAUGCCUAUAAUGGAUCGUUGGGUAUUCAACCUCAUGAAAAUUCAUUCAAGUACUAUCAUGGCCUUUGUGAUGAUGAGACGAGCUCUAGUUAUGAAGACUCAAAUCAUCAAAGAUUUGUAAGUUCUAGUACUUUUUCAGCCUUUCAUCAUUCUAACAACAGGACACAAGAAGUGUCAUGGGACAAGCCUGAAUCAAGUUACUUACCAUUUGGUCCUGGAGAUUGGGAUCCCAAUUAUAGUGAUGAAUCCUUGGUUCAAGGAGAUUGCUCUGAGAUCAAUUCUCUGGCUUUAGGGUUUGACAGUGUUAUCCGCCUUGGUUGCUCAAUCGAUUUGAGUAAUCAAACAAGUGGAAUUGGUACUUUCCCCUUGAACCAUCAACAGGCACUUGUGGGCUCAAAUUAUAUGUAUGCAGAUUCAAGGAAUCCCCCUGUUAUUCAGGGCUUGCACGGUGGAUAUGCACAUCCGGUGUCUCUUCCACAUUCUGUAUCUCAAAAUGCACAAAACUCACCCAGGCAUUUUGGACAACAGUAUUUUCAGCAAUUUAAUCACCCGCAUACAAUGCAUACUCAUAAUCUGUGGAAUCAUCAGAAGGCGCAGGGGAGAUAGGUGGACUAUCAUUUGCAGCAAUAUUACACUAUUCCUGAACGGGACGGAGUGUUUCCGGCGGAAGAGAUGGCGCUGUCUGUCUGUCUGUCUCUUGCAACCGAUAUCGGAUGGUACUGGACACCCAGUUUGUGUUUGAAAGUAUAAUUUUUCUUUCCCGUACCUUUUUUUU